Molecule: messenger RNA, 2028 nt
Organism: Pectinophora gossypiella (pink bollworm)
Lineage: Eukaryota; Metazoa; Arthropoda; Insecta; Lepidoptera; Gelechiidae
Gene: gny
Product: dolichyl pyrophosphate Man9GlcNAc2 alpha-1,3-glucosyltransferase
Exons: 1
Coding region: 91-1689 (532 amino acids)
Biological process (GO): protein N-linked glycosylation
Cellular component (GO): endoplasmic reticulum membrane
Molecular function (GO): dolichyl pyrophosphate Man9GlcNAc2 alpha-1,3-glucosyltransferase activity
Source: RefSeq, a predicted model, not a curated record
GAUCUGUCAAAUGUAUUGACCUGCCGCGUGUCAGCGCGUUUUAUUUAUGAAUUACUGUUUAAAACUGUGAUAAAUAGUUAUUCUUACGCAAUGGGGAGGAAAUCUGAUCCCGAUAGGUUCAGUGUUACAAAAGAUGGGUUGUUGCCUGGUGUAUUUUUCUCGUUGUUCGUACGAUGGUGUGUGGCAGCGUAUCCUUAUUCUGGGGCGAAGAAACCGCCGAUGUUUGGUGAUUAUGAGGCUCAGAGACACUGGCAAGAGAUAACAGUGCACACGCCUCUCGCGAAUUGGUACAGAAACACAACACAAAACGAUCUCCAGUACUGGGGACUGGACUACCCGCCGUUGACGGCGUAUCACAGUUUCCUGAUGGGUCUGGUAGCCGACUGGCUGGACCCGGAGUCCGUGCGGCUGUUCGCCUCGAGAGGUUAUGAGAGCGACACGCACAAGACCUUCAUGCGCUGGACAGUAUUCCUGAGUGAUAUUUACUUCUUUGUCACUGCUGUGCUGUGCCUUUGUAUAGAUUCUGAACGUAUAAAGCCUAAGGAACUGAAAAAUGUGUUUAAAAGGACAGAUAUAGCGACAAUUAUGUUUUUGUUGUACCCGGGCAUAAUUUUAAUAGACUAUGGACAUUUUCAGUAUAACUGUGUGUCGUUAGGGCUGUUUUUGUGGGCAGCGUUUUUUAUAGUAGCAAUAGAGAAUGACACCUUGGCUUCUAUCUUCUUUGUCUUAGCUUUGAAUUACAAACAAAUGGAACUAUACCAUUCUUUACCAUUUUUCUUCUAUUUAUUACGAAAAUGUUUCAUAGGCAUACCUAACAGAGGAAAGAUUCCAUACAUUGUAGGUAAUUUUAACAAAUUAGCUGUUGCAGUAAUUUCAACGUUUAUAAUUAUCUGGUUUCCGUUUGCAACGUCUUGGGAUAAUUUGUUUCAAGUAGUGCAUAGAAUGUUUCCACUGAAAAGAGGGGUUUUUGAAGACAAGGUGUCUAAUGUGUGGUGUUUCAUCAACGUGUUUAUAAAAUUGAAAUCUAUUUAUAGCAAUGAACAAAUGGCAAAAAUUUGUCUGAUAACAACUGCAGCUGCAGCAUUACCAUCUUGCCUCGAUUUAUUCUUUAGAAUUAGCAGAAAGAAGUUCAUUUUAUCACUGAUAAAUGUCUCGUUAGCAUUCUUCUUAUUUUCUUUCCAAGUCCACGAGAAAACAAUCCUGUUAGUUUCAAUCCCCGUUGCAAUGCAUUUUCCUGAAGAUCCGUUCAUGUGUUUCUGGUUCCUACUCAUUUCUUACUUCAGUAUGUUGCCGUUGCUACUAAAAGAUGGCCUUUUAAUACCUUUUAUCGUUACUACAGUAAUUUACACAAGCUUUUAUAGUAUUGCAUUGAAGAUAGCAGAGCCUAGUAUGGGAUUCUUAUCAUUUUUCAAUGCGAAUAGAGUUUACAGUCUCGUGAAGCCAAAGCAAAAGAGAUCUUUUCUAUUAAAACUCGUUAGUAUAAACUUUUUUAUUUCUAUUAUAGGCAUGCUAUGGCUUACCUUUGCGUCUGUUUUAUUAAAACCACCUCCAAAGUAUCCAGAUCUAUUCCCACUACUAGUCUCUGUGUAUUCUUGUUCACAUUUCCUCUUCUUUUUCUUGUAUUUCAACUAUCAACAGUUCUCGUUGCCAACUGAACUGCCAAAAGUACAAAAAGUUAAAACUAAGUAGUGUGCUAUAGAGGUUUCAACAAGUUCUAAGUCAAUUUUGCAUUUGUACAUUACUUGAAGAUAUUUGAUUUGUUAUUCAAAAAUGAAGUCAAAUGAUUUUCUUUUUAAAUCUUGCACUUAUGGUAUUCAAGUUGUAUGGUUGUCUUAGCUUUGUAAUGUAGAAAGAGAACAAAUUAUGAAGUAUUUAAAUUGAUACAAAAUGCAAUUGAAGAACAGAAAGAACAUUUUGAACCAAAGAGAAAAUUGUUUAUAAUCUUCAUUUUAAAGCCAAGUUUAGCAAAAAUGUUGUAUAUUUAAUUUAUGUUUCAACAUUCCUAAUUAAAUACUUUUUAAGCUCUUC